CUGUGCUAAUAAAUUACACUAAUAUUAGCACUGAGAUGUCACCUAAUAAGAAAGUAGCUAUUCUCUUUCUAGUAGUGUUGGCAGCAAUUUGCUCUCUUGACACCGUGAUUAGUGGAUGUUGCAGUAAGACAUGUACUGAUAAGCAAAAGAACUACAUCUUGCAAGUAUGUGGGCACUACAUCAUGGCAUCAAACACCCGUAGGCUGCCACCUAAAAGUGAUCCAUGUUGUGCGGCCGUGAGAACAUUGCAGAGCCAUGGCGAGGGGAUGAUGCAGUGUGUCAUCGAUCUACUUACACACGCAGAGAGCGAGCAGUACAAUGCAACAGUGAUGCUAUACUUGAAAAGAUAUUGCACACAACGUUCAUCUUUAUUUGCUCUUCCAUCUGCUGAGGUCAUGGUGUAACGAUGCUGACGAAGAAGCUAAGUGCAUGGUCAUCACUACUACAGAAAGAUUUCUAGAGAAACGGUUGUAGUUGAAAUUGAAUGUUGAUACAUCCGCUAAUUGAUUAAUAAAAUCGAUCAAAGCAUGACCAUUAUUAUAACUUGUAGCUUGAAUUGU
This is a messenger RNA of Sorghum bicolor (sorghum), 560 nucleotides long. RefSeq lists its product as uncharacterized. The record is from RefSeq and is a predicted model, not a curated record. The transcript is spliced from 2 exons. NCBI's taxonomy places the organism in Eukaryota, Viridiplantae, Streptophyta, Magnoliopsida, Poales, Poaceae. The coding region runs from base 36 to 404 and encodes 122 amino acids.